Molecule: messenger RNA, 1896 nt
Organism: Argiope bruennichi
Lineage: Eukaryota; Metazoa; Arthropoda; Arachnida; Araneae; Araneidae
Product: leucine-rich repeat-containing protein 47-like
Exons: 6
Coding region: 272-1855 (527 amino acids)
Biological process (GO): phenylalanyl-tRNA aminoacylation
Molecular function (GO): RNA binding; protein binding; phenylalanine-tRNA ligase activity
Source: RefSeq, a predicted model, not a curated record
UAUAAAGUGGUAUAUAUGCCAGGAGAAAAUGUAAGAUUUGAAAACUAUCUGUAACAAUUUCCGAGUUCAUCUCAGAUAUUUGGAAUUCAUCCCAUAUUUCAAGUUCAUCUCGAAAAUUCAGAGUUAUAUUUUUAUUUAAAAUUGAGAAGAAAAGGGCGGGGAACUAAAAUUAACUGUAACUGCUUCGAAUUUCUGGGAAUGAACGAAAAGUCCGCGAGUCUGUGAUAAAACACAUUGGAAUCACGUUGUUUUCAUUUUCCUUACAUUAAAUAUGUCGUCUUGGAAAGAAGUUCAACAAGCUCAGGAUGAAAAACGAUGUGAGCUUGUUUUCACUGGACCUUUAUACGCAGAACGUAUCGAAAAAAAUGGCUUAGAUCCAGGCAUUUUUAAAGUAACUCAUAUUAAUUUCUUAGAAAUUAGCAAAACUUGUUUAAAGGAGUUACCGUCUGAGAUUGGCCAAUUAAGUAACCUAACCAGAAUGAUAGUUUCUUACAAUGAUUUAAAUAGACUUCCAUCAGAAAUACAGAAUCUGAAAAAAUUGAAAUUUUUAGAUGUUUCUCAUAAUGCCUUAACCGAAUUACCGUCUGGUUUAUCAGAUUUAAGUGAACUUAUGUCAUUAAACGUUAGCGCUAACCAGCUGACGGAAAUUCCAGCCUUAAAUGAAUUGUUAAAAUUGGUUACAUUAAAUAUCUGUUGCAAUAAAUUUACUACCAUCCCUGUAAGCAUUUGUAAUCCAAAACUAAUUCAUUUUACAGAUUUAAUAGCUAAUAACAAUUUGAUUUCUGAGAUACCCGUUGAAAUUGAGCAGUUAGGAAGCUUAAAGGUUCUUGAUUUGGGUGAGAAUCAGCUGGUCAAUAUACCAGGUGAACUUGGAAGCUGUAACAAAUUAAAAGAAUUGAAUCUUAAAGGUAAUAAAUUAAAAGAUAAGCGUUUAUUAAAACUUGUUGAUCAGUGUCAUGCUAAACAAGUCAUGGAUUAUAUAAGAAGCCAUUGUCCCAAAGCAAAUGCUGAUGGUAAUAAGCAAGGAAAAUCUAAAAAGAAGACAAAACAAGCAAAGAAGACUGAAACAGAAGAGGUUAUUGAACUGUUAGAUGAACUCAAAGUUCUUCAUGUCAAUGAUGAUACAUUAAAAGUUGUUUUAACUCCAAAAGUUACUGAAGUUCGACCUUAUAUUGUCUGCUGCAAAGUUUUGGACGUUAAUUUAGCAAAUCCUGGCUUACUGAAAAAAUUUAUUACUUUACAAACUAAACUUCAUGAUGGCAUUUGUGACAAGCGAAAUGCAGCAACUAUAGCAACACAUGAUUUGUCAAAAAUAAAUGGAGAUUUGAUUUAUGAUGCCAGACCACCUAAUGAGAUUAAGAUUAUACCUUUGAACAGAAAGAAAGAAUACACAGCAGCUGAACUGUACUCUCAACUGAAUGAUGAAGCUGAUGCCUUACGGAAGGAAAAGAAAAAAAAUACAUAUUCAGGAAUCCAUAAGUAUUUAUAUAUGUUGAAAGACAAGCCAUUAUAUCCAUGUCUAGUUGAUUCUUCUGGUGUAGUAAUAUCUUUCCCUCCCAUAACAAAUAGUGAAGGAACAAAGAUAUCAACUGAAACUAGACGCAUCCUUUUGGAAGUGACUGGAAUGAAUUUGAAUACAUGCAAAAAAGUGAUGGAUACUUUAUUAAUAGAGAUGCUGAAAUUAGGCCUUGGAAAUUUGGAUGCUGAAGCCAUUAAUGAUGAAGAAAGUGAAACACAGAGAAAUACUCUCCCUAUUCAGCAAAUAAAAGUUGUAGAUGAAGAAGGACAGUUGAAAGUUGUGUAUCCCUCUCGAACUGACAUCCAAAUUGAUGGCAUUUUAGUGACAAGAGCUUGAUGUGAAUAUUUUUGGAUGGAAUAAAUCAUCCUUUUGUUUCA